GUCUCUCUAGAGUCUCUCUAGAAAGACCUCCGCCCCCCCCCUCUUCCCCCUCCCCUCCCCUAACGUUGGAGUUGGAAAGCGGGAGCGGGAGCGAGCAAGGCGCAAUCCAACAUGGCAGACUGCCGAAAAGCAAGAGCAAGAUAUUGUUAUUAUUAUCGUGUGUUCGAUUAUCUUCGGCGCUGAUUGAUUCCGAGGCUGUCGGCGGUUCACUCCGCGCUGGAGACUGGCCUCCGAGGAACGUCUUGCAGACUGACCGUCACGGUGGGGGCACGACGAGCCCCUUGCGUCGUGCGAUGCGAGCGCUGUCAUCGAGGAAACGUAAACACAUUUGAGGUCUAUUAUGUCUGCACCGUCACUGAAGCCCCUUGUCAAGGGGAAAUGUUUGCAGGACCUUAAAGAACAUUAUGACAAAGAGUUCCCCAACAAAAACAUAGUAUCAUUAUGUAAAUCUGCACCCAAAUUAUUUGAAGCUGCUAAAAUUGCUGAUAAGAAAGGAAACCAAGAAGAAAGUUAUAUUUUAUUUAUGAGAUAUCUCAACAUAACAAGUUAUGUGCAAAAAUCUAAUGAUUAUAAAUUGAAGAAACCACAUGUUGAGCUUUCAAAAAGUGCUCUGAAUUAUGCCAUUACAUCUGCUGAGAGAUUAAACAAGAGUUUGGAGGAAAGAUAUCAGCAACUAAAAAAUAAUGAAAAUGCAGCACUAGAGAGAAGCAAAGUGAAGGUAGAAACUUCUAAAGAGGAACCUUCUAUCAUUGAAAAUGUUCCUGCCCCAACUGCUCCUGAAAUAAAUGGUGAAAAUAACAGCAUGUCAACCAGGGAAUUAUUUAAAAUUUUACAAGAAAACCCUUCUGAUGCCCUCAUCAUGGAUGUGAGACCCCGCAAUCAAUUUUCUGAUUCUCAUAUAAAUUUUGAGUGCUGCAUCAGUAUUCCAGAGGAGAUAAUUCAAGCAGGGUCCAGUGCAGCAAAGCUUGCUGAAAAACUUCCUCCACCAUCAAAAUUGAAGUGGAGCAACCGAACACAAGUUAAAUAUCUAGUCUUAAUGGACUGGUACUCAAGUAGCUCUAAACUCAAAGAUGACUCGCCCAUUCACCGCCUGCAAACGAUAAUUCUUAAGUGGGAUCCAUCUGUUACAUACUGCAGCAAGCCACUUAUUCUUGAAGGUGGAUUUGAGGAGUGGCACAGCUGUUAUCCAAUGUACUGUACAAAUGCCAAUCCACAACUUCCCAUCCAGCCUUUGGAUGACCUUCUGGACAUCGAUGAUGUCAACUAUCCAGACAUUGACGAUACACCAAAGUUUUCCAGAGAAACUAAACCUGUUCUAAAGCAAAAUAUCAUAAUAACAGAUGAUACAAGCAAAGAGAAGGUGUAUGAUAUUAAUAAAAAUGAAGAAUUAUCUGCAAACCGUUAUGUGUCUCCUGGGGAUGAGAAAAAGGUUCCUUCCACUCAAAAGACAACUUCUCUUAUCUCUAAAGAGCCAAGUACAUCCUCUAUUAAUUCUCAUGUACCCAAUAUUGACCGCAGUAGCAAGACAGCUGCUGUGCAAAAGUAUAAAGAACUGGAAGAUAAGAGAUUGAUAGGCGUUCAGCUUGCUCAAAAUUUGGUUCGAGACAGGGAGGCUGCUGAAAGUGAAUUAAUGAAACUCAGACAGCAGCAAGGUAGGAACGAAUUGUCUGACAAGGAACGACAAACACUGUAUGAAAAUGAGAAGAAUUUGAAAGAACACAUUCAAGAACUAAUAAGUUCACAGAUAAGAAAGGAUGAAGAGAAUGAGGCUCUAAGAAAAGAACUUGAAGAGUACAAGAGACGUGAAAAUAGCACAACUCAAGUACAUGAGGUGUCAAAACCACCCAUUGUGCCUGCUCGUCCUGGAGAAAUCAAAAGCUUCAAUGAAAGUGAAAAGCCAAAUGUAGUCAAACACAGGUUAGCCCCAGGCACUCCUACCGGUGCAACAAACACUGACCUGUCAAUGCCUUCAGCCAACUCAGGUCUGAAGAGGUCACGAUCAUCUCCAAAUAUAGCUCAGUUAAUUCAUGAACCCGAGCCAAAACCUCUACCUCAGUUUGAUCGCAACACCAAACCAUUAAUUCAAAGACCUCCAAAUCAAGAAUUUAUGAACCGCAAUAGAAAUUUCCAUGAAGUUUAUGGAACUGUUAAACCAGGUUUAACAGGUCUGAAGAACCUUGGUAAUUCAUGUUAUAUGAAUUCCAUUUUGCAAUGCAUCAGCAAUAUAAAUGUCCUCAACAACUAUUUUUCUAGUUUAAAGUAUAAAGAUGAUAUUAACAGGAGCCCACAUAAUCCAACCCGUGGUGAAGUUGCCGAAGAAGUGGGCCAAGUUAUUCGCCACCUCUGGUUAGGUCAAUAUCGAUCAAUUGCUUGUCGAGAUCUUAAGGCUGUUGUUGGAAAGUACAUGGACCAAUUCCGAGGGUCAGGACAACAAGAUGCUCAUGAAUUCCUAACAUUCCUAAUGGACUGGCUGCACAAUGAUCUCAAAAUACAGAAAGAGGAACUUGGGAAGGAGCUUUCCGUGAGUAAGAAAAAUGCUGAUGUUGAUGCCAUUACUGGGGCAAUAAAUGCAUGGAACAUCUUUCGAAGCAAGCAUGAGUCUUUUAUGCUCACUGGUUUCUUUAUUCAACAAGUUUCAACUGUCCAGUGUUGCUCAUGUUCUGCCAAGUCAAUGAAUUACGAAGAGCCCACAUCUAACCUUACACUAUUAUUGCCAAGUGCUGCAAGAUGCACCCUUUCGGACUGCCUUCGGUUAUAUACGAGUAAAGAAAGAAUUGCAGGAUAUAAAUGUGAAUCAUGUCACGGUCUCCAUGAUGCGGAGAAGUCAGUUGAUUUAUGCAGGCUGCCGCCAACUCUUAUCAUUCAUUUGAAAAGGUUUUAUUCUGAUGGGUUCUAUCAAAAACGUCAGACGUUUGUUGAUUUUCCCUUGGAGAAUUUAGACAUGAAGAUAUAUACCCCCAACAGGCAUCAGUCUCACACAGUUUAUGAUCUCUGUGGAGUCUCAAACCAUUACGGUACUCUAGAAGGAGGACACUAUACAGCAUAUUGCAAAAAUGGAAAUAAAUGGUACAAGUAUGACGACCAAGAUGUUAGUGAAAUUUCAAGAGAAGAUGUUCGAUCAGCUAAUGCCUAUAUUCUAUUCUAUGCUGCUGUGAGGUAAAGUGACUGUGUAUUGUUUAGCUAAUUUGUUGAAUAUCUACUUGAGUCUUGUGGAAGAGUAAGAACGUCUUCAUAUUUAGUUUAUCUCUAAAUAUCUGAAUUAAGUUCAAGUCUGUAAUUUUAGGAAUUGUACUAUUUAUCAUGCCAUUCUCAACUGAGAGAAUAGUAUCUGUGUUACAUGCUAAGAAUUCCUUAAGGAGCUGUCUUGCAAUUCUUAAAAGCAAAGACAACCAACUAUGUACAAAGACCGCCUGCUCCUUGUCAGUCUUGCGCCGCUCCCUGGCUGAUUGGAAUGGGAAUCGUGUAAGACAUUGCUGGCUGUCUGGACAUGAGGCUGGCGGCUUAGUACAUAGUUGGUUGUCUAUGUUAAAAGCCUGGCCUUUUAUAGAAAAAAUCAUUUAAAAUAUAAAUUUCAAGAGAUUUUUGUCUGUGAUUGGUGUAGUGUGGAAGUUUCUUCAGUGCUAAUAAUAUUGUUGUAUACAAUUUUAUUUUUUUUAUUAUUAUGAAUUAUUUGUUAAGUUAUAAUAUGCUUUUAUUCCUGUUAUAGUGUGAAACAAUGUGAAUGAACAGUCUUUGGUUCUCUUCUGCUUUUUCUGAUCACAUAAUGACUUUAUUAAUAAACUUUGGACCUUGUCAAUUGUUA
This is a messenger RNA of Thrips palmi, 3802 nucleotides long. RefSeq names its product ubiquitin carboxyl-terminal hydrolase 8 (gene Usp8). The transcript is spliced from 19 exons. Gene Ontology annotation, molecular function: cysteine-type deubiquitinase activity. The coding region runs from base 341 to 3160 and encodes 939 amino acids. Gene Ontology annotation, biological process: protein deubiquitination. NCBI's taxonomy places the organism in Eukaryota, Metazoa, Arthropoda, Insecta, Thysanoptera, Thripidae. The record is from RefSeq and is a predicted model, not a curated record.